CUUUUCCCCAAUUUCACUUCUCUACCGUUCCCACACAGUCGCUUUUGCUCCAUUUCGCCGUUUCUGCUAAACGAAUACCGUUUAUCGUUGUGAUCGGUUAUUCUUGCUCUCUUUUCCGAUCGGGUACUUGAAUUCACAAUGGUCGAUGUAGACCGGAGGAUGACUGGGCUGAAUCCGGCUCACUUAGCCGGACUCCGCCGUCUCUCUGCAAGAGCCGCCGCUUCUUCUCCUUCAACUCCGGUGCCUCCUCGGAAUAGUCUCCUUUCGUUCUCCUCUCUAGCUGAUAAAGUUAUAUCUCACCUCAAGAGCUCUAGUAUCAAGGUCCAAGCCGGGUUGUCCGAUGUGGAGUUCGCUAGAGCUGAAGCUGAGUUUGGGUUUGCUUUUCCACCUGACUUAAAAGCCGUUCUCUCCGCUGGUUUACCCAUCGGACCCGGUUUUCCUGACUGGCGCUCUACUGGUCCGGCCCGGUUUCAGCUUCGCGCUUCUAUUGACUUACCCAUCGCUGCAAUUUCAUUUCAUAUAGCUCGUAAUGCUCUGUGGUCUAAGUCAUGGGGUCCUAGGCCAUGUGACCCAGAAAGGGCAAUUAAAAUAGCAAGAAAUGCACUCAAAAGAGCUCCACUUCUGAUACCAAUUUUCAACCAUUGUUACAUUCCUUGUAAUCCUUGUUUAGCUGGUAACCCAAUUUUCUACGUGGACGAGAAUCGAAUUUUCUGUUGCGGAUUUGAUCUAUCCGACUUCUUUGAUCGUGAAUCAUCUUUGUUCCAAAGUUCAGAUCCUCAGAUUCUCUCAAAGCAACGUUCUUUGAGCGAAAAAUCAGCUGGUUCAUCAUCCACCUUCUCAAGGAGGAGCCUCGAUACGUUCUCCGGUGGUCGGACGCCGCGUUGGGUGGAGUUCUGGAGCGAUGCUGCCGUAGAUCGAAGGCGGAGGAACUCAAAUUCGUCCUCGUCAUGUUCAACCUCACCGGAAAGGUACUUCGAAAUGCCCAAGUCCAAAAUGCCUAAUUGGGUCGACGAGUACGUAGAUAAUAUCGGGUCGGUUUUGAAAGAAGGCGGGUGGGCUGAAUCGGAUGUGAAGGAGAUUGUACAAGUAUCAGCAUCUGGAUUCUUCGAAGGUGAAAUGAUAUUGUUGGAUAAUCAAGCGGUUUUGGAUGCUCUCCUUGUGAAAUCGGAUCGGUUUUCGGAUUCGCUCCGUAAAGCCGGGUGGAGCUCCGAAGAAGUUUCUUACGCACUUGGGUUUGAUUAUCGACCGGAAAAGGAAAAGAAACCGGCUAAGAAGCUGUCACCGGAGUUGGCGGAGAGAAUCGGGAAAUUGGCUGAGUCGGUAACCCGUUCACGGUCAUCAUCAUAGAAUCGGUUUACAGGCUACCGGCAAACAUCGAGAUUCCUUUUUUCAUGUUUUUUUUUAGAUUUUCGAAACCUCGGGUUUGGUACAAUGCCUCUUUUUUGGGUACAAUUGAUAUUCAGAGGCAAAAAAGAAAAAAAAAAGAAAUACGCGUUGAUGUAUUAUUAAAAAGUACAAAGAAAUUGAAAGGUGGAAAAAA
This is a messenger RNA of Solanum dulcamara, 1540 nucleotides long. RefSeq lists its product as uncharacterized. The record is from RefSeq and is a predicted model, not a curated record. The coding region runs from base 139 to 1347 and encodes 402 amino acids. NCBI's taxonomy places the organism in Eukaryota, Viridiplantae, Streptophyta, Magnoliopsida, Solanales, Solanaceae. The transcript has a single exon.